AUGGCCGAUAACCAAGGAGCACCUGGGCGUGGCCUGUUCACACCUGAGCUGGCCGAACAGGUUCUCCAACUAGUCGGCGUUCACGUGGGUUUGGACUCUCGACCUGCAUCCGAGGAUGUACGUGAGAGGGCCAUUCAGCUCUUUCGACGAGGCAUCGAGGAGCUUGAAGCCGGCCGCCAGCCCGGUGUCGAGCCUGAUGUCGAGCCCGCCGAUGACUUUGCUGCUGACCCUGUUGUUGACCCUGUUGUUGACCCUGUUGUUGACCCUGUUGUUGACCCUGUUGUUGACCCUGCUGCCGCGUUGCCGGUAGCCCAACCGGUAGCCCAGCCCGCACCACAGCCCGCACCACAGCCCGCGGCCCAACCAGCGGCCCAACCCCCCGCCCGCGCCCUCAAGAAAUAUGAGGCGAUAUGGGGAGACAAGAUCCUGCCCACAUUAGGGCGAGAUGAGAUGGGGCGGCUGUUCAACGCCGCGGACACGCGUUUCUUUAGGAAGCGCAAGAACAACCACCUCGGUGCCCGUCAAAACGGCACAACGUACCUGGAGGCCGCCAGUGAGUUGUUUUGGCGGUGGAAGAAGGAGGGCCACCGGCCAACUGUCAACGAGAGGGUGUACCUCCGUGACGUCUGUGGUGUUCGACUCACCAACGCAUUUGACAACGCGGAUGGCGCUGCGCUUGCGAAGCCAGCGUCGGGGGAAUUCUAUUACGAGGUGUUCGCCUCUUGGUACACGGUGGUGGCGGCGGCGCCGGCGGGGGGAGCUUAG
Messenger RNA from Daldinia childiae, 765 nucleotides. RefSeq lists its product as uncharacterized. NCBI's taxonomy places the organism in Eukaryota, Fungi, Ascomycota, Sordariomycetes, Xylariales, Hypoxylaceae. The coding region runs from base 1 to 765 and encodes 254 amino acids. The record is from RefSeq and is a predicted model, not a curated record. The transcript is spliced from 3 exons.